UUCAUAUUUAUUUUGUAAUACAAAAAGAAGUGUGAAAAAAUUAGCAAAUAUUGUAACAUCAAAACAAAAUUAAUACGCCAAUUGAAAAAUUGUAUUACUGAAAUAUAAAAUUCAAUGUUAAUGUGAAAAAUAAUAAUAAGUGUAUCGGAUUGUAAAGAAUAUUUUACAAGUGGUAAAGGCGACAAAUAAAAAAUAUACGGGCGAACAAAAAAAUAAGAAAUAGUUGAGAAAAAGGCAAGUUUUUUCUUUUUACCAAAUCAAAAAGGCAUAAAAUACGUUGUUGGUUCUUAUAAAAUAAAUUGUUGAUACAGCAAAAAUUAAUAAAUUGUGUGAUUUUUAUCGACUUUAUUGAUCUCUACACAAUCUACCUCUUAUUGGAUUUCCAAAUAUAAUAAUUAAAAAACAGAAAUUACAAAUAAACUAAAUCGUCAUUAACAACAGAGCAGAUUAUUACAUAUAGAAUUACAAUAAAAACACAAAAAAGUAAAGGAAUAAUUUGACUUACGCUCUUGCUAUACACAGCAUGAACAAAAGUGAUGGGCGGAUUCCUGGAUAAGCCUAAAACUGCUAAACACAAUGACAGUGGCGAAGGUAAUAAAUUACACUUCGGCGUCAGCUCGAUGCAGGGCUGGCGAUGUGAAAUGGAAGAUGCUUAUUAUGCCUGCGCAGAUCUCGGUGAAGAUCUAAAAGACUGGUCAUUUUUUGCUGUCUUCGACGGUCAUGCCGGUUGUAAAGUGUCAGAGUAUUGUGCCAAGUAUCUGUUAAACUAUAUUGUCAAUACACAAGAGUUCCAGGAUGGCGAACACGAGAAAGGCAUACGUACCGGUUUUCUGCGUAUUGACGAAGAAAUGCGCAAGCUUCCCGAACUUCAUAUAAAUGCUGGUAAAUGUGGUGGUACUACAGCUGUCUGUGCAUUCGUUUCUCCCACCCAGAUGUAUAUAGCUAAUUGUGGUGAUUCGCGUGCAGUUUUAUGUCGUCAAGGCUCCCCAGUCUUUGCCACACAAGAUCAUAAGCCCAUAUUGCCGGUGGAAAAGGAACGUAUUUGUAAUGCUGGCGGCAGUGUCAUGAUUAAGAGAGUCAAUGGCACUCUGGCGGUUUCUCGAGCUUUGGGCGAUUAUGAUUUUAAAAAUGUCAAAGAAAAAGGACAGUGUGAACAAUUGGUUUCGCCAGAGCCGGAAAUAUUCUGUCAAAGUUGUGAGGAUACUGAUGAGUUUCUAGUUUUAGCUUGUGAUGGCAUCUGGGAUGUUAUGACUAACGAAGAUGUCUGCAGUUUUAUACACUCGAGGCUGAAAAUUACCGAUGAUUUGGUGGCUAUAGCUAAUCAAGUCGUUGAUACAUGUUUGAAUAAGGGCAGCCGAGAUAAUAUGAGUAUCAUUAUAAUAGCUUUCCCUGGAGCACCUAAACCUACCGAAGAAGCUUUAGAAGCCGAUAUACGGCUGGAAAAAGAAAUUGAGAGAAUUACAAGAGAGGAAAUUGAAAGUUUUGAGUCCGUAAAUUAUGGUGAAUUACUGGUAGCUUUAAGAGAUAGAAAUAUUGAGGGUCUUCCACCAGGUGGCGGUUUACAGUCAAAGUAUCAUUUAAUAGAGCGAAUAUUUAAAGAAAUUUUCCCAGAAGAAAAGUGUGAAACUGCAUCACAUUGAAAUCCGGUUAAAUAUUUUAAUUGAUAAAGUUCAAAUUUAAUUAAAACAAACAAAUAAGAAAAAAAUA
Messenger RNA from Lucilia cuprina (Australian sheep blowfly), 1707 nucleotides. RefSeq names its product protein phosphatase 1B (gene alph). The coding region runs from base 537 to 1640 and encodes 367 amino acids. Gene Ontology annotation, molecular function: protein serine/threonine phosphatase activity; manganese ion binding; magnesium ion binding. Gene Ontology annotation, biological process: protein dephosphorylation; negative regulation of stress-activated MAPK cascade. The record is from RefSeq and is a predicted model, not a curated record. The transcript is spliced from 6 exons. Lineage: Eukaryota; Metazoa; Arthropoda; Insecta; Diptera; Calliphoridae. Gene Ontology annotation, cellular component: nucleus; cytosol.